AUGGCCUUUUCCAAGCUUGCUUUGCUCGCCAGCGCCGCGGCGUGCGUGUCCGCUCUCGCCGUGCCGAGUCCGGUCCGCUCCAUAAUCGACACCGCAUCCGACGAGUGUCGCCUGCCUCCCCCUAUCGACCCCUCCGGAGACCGUCUGCCGCACAGCUCUGCGCUCUGGGGCGGCGCGGCCGCGCUCCGCCUGCAGGUCCGGCGGCACCAAGCCGUCGUGCGCGUGCCCUCCAUCUGCUAUGACGACCUCGGCGCCAUUGGCCAUGACGGCCGCUGGGCGCCCUUUGACCAGCUGCACCGGGUGCUCCGAAAGACGUACCCCACGCUCAACGAGGACCCCAGCAAAGCUAACGCUGGCAGCAGGUACAAACACGCCGCGGUGGAAACAAUCAACACGUACGGCCUGCUCUACACCGUCCGCGGCAGCGACCCCGCGCUCAAGCCGGUCCUGCUCAUGGCGCACCAGGACGUCGUCCCCGUCGCCGACGCUUCCACCUGGACGCACCCCCCGUUCGCGGCGCACUACGACGGCCAGUUCCUCUGGGGCCGCGGCGCGAGCGACGACAAGAACAGCCUGACGGCGCUGCUCUCCACGCUCGAGACCAUGCUCUCCCUGCGCUCGUGGAAGCCCCGGCGUACCGUGCUCGUCAGUCUGGGCUUUGACGAGGAGUGCUCCGGCUUCCGCGGGGCCGCGCACAUUGCGGCGGAGCUCACCUCGCGCUACGGCGACGGGGGGCUCGCUGUCGUGCUCGACGAGGGCGGCUUCGGCAUCCAGACCGUCGGCGACGUCAAGUACGUGCUGCCGAGCAUCACGGAAAAGGGCCACGUCGACGUGUGGUUUGACCUGGACGUCAUCGGCGGGCACAGCUCCAUCCCCGCGCCGCACACGGGCAUCGGCAUCGUCGCCGAGAUUGUCGCCGCGCUCGAGGCCCACCCGUACGCGCCCGUGCUGACCACGGCGAACCCCGUGUACGCGCACAUGGCGUGCCUGGCGCGCUACUCGCCGGCCGCCCGGCCCGAGAUCACGGAGCGCGUGCGCAGCGGCGACGUGCAGGGCCUGGCUGCCGUGCUCGACGCGGCGGGCGCCGCAGAGGCGUACACGGUGCGCACAGCGCAGGCGGUCGACUUUAUCCGCGGCGGCCAGAAGAUCAACGCCAUGCCGGAGAAGGUCACUCUCGGCGUCAACUACCGCGUCACGCUCGACGACGGCAUCUACAAGGUGCUGCACAACAUUGUCAAGUACGUUGACCCGGUAGUGAAGCGGUACAACCUGUCCGUGGCGGCGUUUGAGGGCGACGACGGGUAUGCCGCGUACGCGGCCAAGGCGGGUGCGCCCGUGGACGCAGCGUACGCGACGAACGCCAAGGGCAAGCUCACUAUCAAGACGGCCGAGACGUCGCAGCCGGCGCCCGUCUCGCCGAUGCACGGCAAGGUCUGGGAUACCUUUUCCGGCACCGCGCAGCACACGCUCGCUUUUGACGGGACUGUCGUGCCCGUCGGCGAGACUAUGACUGGUAACACGGAUACUCGACACUAUCAGAACCUCACCCCCAAUAUUUACCGCUUCACGCCUGCUGCGGCUGGAUCCUCGUACAACAUCCACACAAUUGACGAGCGCGUGGACAUGCACGAGCACAUGAAGAUGAUUGCCUUUUACUACGACUUUGUCCGCAACUUUGACGCGGCUGUGCUUGAGGGCGAGAGCGCGCCGGAGCUAGAUAACCUGGAGCUGUAG
This is a messenger RNA of Cordyceps militaris CM01, 1734 nucleotides long. RefSeq names its product vacuolar carboxypeptidase Cps1, putative. Gene Ontology annotation, molecular function: metallocarboxypeptidase activity. The record is from RefSeq and is a predicted model, not a curated record. NCBI's taxonomy places the organism in Eukaryota, Fungi, Ascomycota, Sordariomycetes, Hypocreales, Cordycipitaceae. The transcript has 3 exons. Gene Ontology annotation, cellular component: fungal-type vacuole lumen. Bases 1 to 1734 code for a protein of 577 amino acids.